AUGACUUCCUGGAGUGACCGUCUACAGAACUAUGCGGAUCUCCCAACCAACAUGGAUGGUGUUGCCCUAAAGAAAUAUCGACGUGAAACGCAUCACAGCUUUCCAAAGGACCUGGCUCACAACCAUCCAGCAAUGAGAGUGUUUGUCAACCGAAGUUUAGCAAUGGAGAAGAUCAAGUGUUUUGGUUUUGAUAUGGAUUAUACUUUGGCAGUGUAUAAGUCUCCUGAGUACGAGGCCCUUGGCUUUGACUUGACAGUGGAGCGCCUGGUGUCUAUUGGAUAUCCACAGGAGCUACUCAACUUUGUUUAUGAUCCCUCAUUCCCCACGAGAGGCCUUGUCUUUGACACUAUGUAUGGUAACCUGCUCAAGGUGGACACCUAUGGGAACAUCCUAGUUUGUGUGCACGGUUUCAACUUCAUUAAAGGGGCUGACAUCAGAGAGAUUUACCCAAACAAAUUUAUUCAGCGUGGAGAUACAGACCGCUUCUACAUCCUAAAUACACUCUUCAACCUACCUGAAACCUACCUCUUUGCUUGCUUAGUUGACUUCUUCAGUAACUGCUGUCGGUACACAAGUUGUGAGACCGGCUUUAAAGAUGGUGACCUUUAUAUGUCUUAUAAAAGCAUGUUCCAGGAUGUGAGGGAUGCUGUAGACUGGGUACAUUUCCAGGGUUCUUUGAAAGAAAAGACUGUUAAAAACCUGGAGAAGUAUGUAGUAAAGGAUCCUAAGCUUCCUCUCCUUCUUAGUCGAAUGAAAGAAGUGGCCAAAAUAUUUCUGGCAACCAACAGUGACUACAAGUACACCGAGAAAAUUAUGACCUACCUGUUCCAUUUUCCUCAUGGUCCAAAGUUGGGUACAGUCCACAGGCCCUGGCAGUCCUACUUCGACUUGAUCCUGGUAGAUGCCCGUAAGCCUGUGUUCUUUGGAGAGGGAACCGUCCUGCGGCAGGUUGACACAACAACUGGUCAGCUCAAGAUUGGCACGUACACUGGCCCCCUCCAGCAUGGAAUUGUUUACUCUGGAGGUUCGUCUGACAUCGUAUGUGACUUGUUGGGCGCUAAGGGCAAAGAUAUCGUCUACAUUGGCGACCACAUCUUUGGUGACAUUCUGAAAUCCAAGAAGCGCCAAGGCUGGAGAACUUUCCUGGUGAUACCAGAGUUGGCCCAGGAGCUGCAUGUGUGGACUGAAAAGAGCUCUAUAUUUGAGGAGCUCCAAUCUCUGGACUGCUUCCUUGCUGAGCUUUACAAGCAUCUGGAUAGCAGCAGCAAUGAGAGGCCUGAUAUCAGUUCACUCCAGCGACGCAUCAAGAAAGUUACACAUGACAUGGACAUGUGUUACGGCAUGAUGGGAAGUCUGUUUCGCAGUGGAUCCCGUCCGACUUUGUUUGCCUCCCAGGUGAUGCGUUACGCAGACCUGUACGCGGCCUCCUUCAUCAACCUGCUAUACUACCCCUUCAGUUAUCUCUUCAGAGCCUCACAUGUUCUGAUGCCGCACGAGUCAACAGUGGAGCACAAGCACGUCAACGUGAACGACAAAGAGUCCCCGCUGGCCACAAGAAACCGCCAUGAGUUGGACUUAAAGACCAUAGAAUCCAAACGAAAGCAAAUGCCCCGAACCGUCAGCGAGAUUCAACCACCUCAUUUCUUCCCUCAAGCGCCACAAGAGAUCACCCACUGCCAUGAUGAGGAUGACGAUGAGUAG
This is a messenger RNA of Nerophis lumbriciformis (worm pipefish), 1701 nucleotides long. The record is from RefSeq and is a predicted model, not a curated record. NCBI's taxonomy places the organism in Eukaryota, Metazoa, Chordata, Actinopteri, Syngnathiformes, Syngnathidae.